Molecule: messenger RNA, 579 nt
Organism: Aureobasidium vineae
Lineage: Eukaryota; Fungi; Ascomycota; Dothideomycetes; Dothideales; Saccotheciaceae
Source: the annotation of a GenBank genome assembly
AUGACAAUCAAGGAAAAGCGGGAACCCCAGAACCCACGCUACAACGCACGCAAGACUCCCGAAACAAUCGAGAAAGCGCGGGAGCGCUCAAGGGUACACCGUGAAAAGCGGCGUUACGAGGGCCCAGAAGCCUACAAACAACGCGCGCAUGCCGCCUAUGUAAAGUACUUGCAACCAAAACUUCUCACCGAUCCAGAGAGGUACCACGCGAAAAUUUCAGAGCACCACGCGAGACGUCAUCGGAUUGAGCGCUAUCGCAGAGGCCAGAUUCUGAAGCAGUGGUUCUUUAAACAUGCCUGGGUGCGCGACGAGCUGCCGUGGAAGUCGCAUCGUCCUGUUCUCUACGACCAAAACACUGGACAUUACUGCGCUGGUUGUGAGUGGACAAAGUAUGGUGGCAGACGCUUGUGGUUCAAGAAUUUGGUCGAUGAGAGCUACCUGUGUCAAAGCUGCUAUAUUCCGCCCAGCCCUGACUGGGACCAGAUAAUGCCCAAAGGCUACGAGGACAUCAAGACCCUUAAGGAUCUGAAAGCACGAAAGCAACAGCUUGACGGAUCUGGAGCACCGCCGUCUCGAUAA